UGUGGCGUGCUUGUGUUGUGUUACUGAAAACUUCACUGAAAUCUAGUUUAAUGGAGAUUUUCUUUACCAUAUACAUGUGUUGAAUGUGUUAGACUAAGUUUUAUUCGGUUCUGUGACGACGAUUUUAGACUGAAUCGAAAUUGUUAUAAAGUUGAAGACAGUUGCUGUGCUUGUGCAGUCUUUGUAUCGUAUGGUUGAUGUACAGCCUGGUGUCAGAGUUGAAACCGUCUGUAGACCUGUGACGAGGCGCAACACGCCCUUGAAAAGAACAUUGUGUGCAGUGAUAUUGUAUUUUGAUUUCGAGGAUUAUUUAUGUAAAUUCCCAUCGUGUUUCAUCAAUGCCAAGUCUGAUUGUGUACUACUUUUGUGCCUGAAUGUAUUUUGUGACGGAUAUAUAAGUAAGCGAUAAGUGCUUUAAUAAUAAUAGGCUUUGAACUUGUCAGAACGAGUUUAAACCGAUCGCUCAAACGACGAAUCUUCGAAAACUUCGAAAUCAGUAAGAGUCUGAGCAUUGAGAACCUUCGUAUUGGAAGUCGAUUAAAGAAUAGAAACAACCAUUCAAGAAAAUAAACUUUGACGUAUAAACGUAGAAUAUCCCCAAAAUGACGACGAAACUCUUUAAUCGAUUAGCUCAAAUGGGUGUAGGUGUUGCUCUUAUAGGUGGAGUGGCCAACAACGCCCUGUAUAAUGUCGAUGGCGGCGAGAGAGCUGUCAUAUUUGACAGGUUUUCAGGCAUCAACGAGGCUGUAGUCGGCGAAGGGACACACUUCAUCAUCCCAUGGGUCCAAAAACCUAUAAUCUUCGAUGUGAAGUCAAACCCUCAAAACAUCUCGACCAGAACUGGUAGCAAGGAUCUACAGAGAGUGGAAAUUACUUUAAGAAUCUUAUACCGACCAGUGCCAGAUGAACUACCAAAAAUAUAUUCCAGUUUGGGCGAGGAUUAUGCUCAAAGAGUACUUCCUUCCAUAACGGGAGAAGUUUUAAAAGCAAUUGUCGCUCAGUUUAAUGCCAGCGAACUAAUCAACCAGCGAGAGAUGGUCUCUUUCAAGGUCAACGAAAGCCUAACUGAGAGAGCUUCACAAUUUGGUCUGAUCCUUGAUGACAUUGCUAUAACUCAUGUUUCAUUUGGACGCGAAUUUCUCCAAGCUGUCGAAUUGAAACAGAUAGCACAACUAGAAGCUGAGAAAGCGAGGUUCUUGGUGGAGAAAGCUGAGUACAAGAAGAAGGCUGCUGUUAUAUCAGCUGAGGGUGACUCCAAGCAAGCGGUUCUCUUGGCUCAGGCCUUCGGAAAGGCUGGUGAAGGUCUCGUGGAGCUGAGGAGGAUAGAAGCAGCUGAGGACAUAGCUUACCAGCUGUCGAAGUCGAAAAACGUGACUUAUUUGCCGGAUGAUGGAUUUGUUAAUGUUAAGAAUUAGUUGUAAGUUGUUUUGUAAAGGUUUUAUUUUCACUUUUUUUAUUUUAAUUAGAUGUUGAUCUGAUGAUGAUGACUUGAUGGUUUAGAAAACUAUGAGGCCAGAAAUCGGAAAAUAUUGAGAUAUCCGAAAAAAAUAUUGUAGAUUUUGUCCAGUUGUGGGUAUUCUCUUUUCGUAGCAAGAAGCAUGAAUAUAAAAAUAUUGAUAAUAAAUAAUCAAUAAA
Molecule: messenger RNA, 1635 nt
Organism: Trichoplusia ni (cabbage looper)
Lineage: Eukaryota; Metazoa; Arthropoda; Insecta; Lepidoptera; Noctuidae
Product: protein l(2)37Cc-like
Exons: 1
Coding region: 603-1415 (270 amino acids)
Biological process (GO): mitochondrion organization
Cellular component (GO): membrane; mitochondrion
Source: RefSeq, a predicted model, not a curated record